UUACUUUGAUUUAUUUUCAAAUGUCUUCUCACUCGUCUACAGUUCUACAGAGCUUUUCUCACGUGGGAGAUCUUUGAAUUUUAGAAAUUUGCAUUUUGCAGUACUAUGAUGCAUGUGUGUUGAACUUUACAGUAAAAACUAUAACUAUAUACUCUCUUAAAAAUGGCAUUGGGAAAUGAGGUUGACGAUGUGACUGGUUUGUUAGAGAAAACAUCAGUUAAACAGAUCAAUAUUGUCAGAUUGCCUGACAAGGGACGGAAGUUAAACACUGCUGAGGAUGUUAUUGAAGUUAUAAAAGCAAUUGAGGAAAGUAAAGAUGUUCAAGCUUUUACUCUUGAAGGACAUACUUUGGGUAUUGAGGCUGCCAAGGCCAUUGGUAGUGCUCUGUCAAAACGACAAGAGUUUCAGAGAGCUCUCUGGAAUGAUAUGUUUACUGGUCGUUUGAGAUCAGAAAUACCUAUAGCAUUGGAAAGUUUAGGUGAUGGUGUCAUAGCAGCUGGUGCACAUUUGACUGAAUUAGAUUUAUGUGAUAAUGCGUUUGGUCCAGAUGGUGUGAGAUCUGUCAAAAAACUUUUGACCAGUCCAUCUUGUUUCUCAUUGGAAGUUUUAAAAUUUAACAAUAAUGGUCUUGGAAUAGGCGGUGGUCAGAUAUUAUCAGAUGCCUUGUUAGAAUGCCACAAAGCUAGUGUUGACAAUCAUCGUCCUCUAAAAUUAAAAGUGUUUGUUGCUGGAAGGAACAGGUUGGAAAAUGAAGGAGCUACUGCUCUAGCAAAAGCCUUCAAGGUAAUAGGAAGCCUUGAAGAAAUAUCCAUGCCGCAAAAUGGUAUUAACCACGCUGGUGUGGCUGCUUUAGCUGGGUCUUUUAAGAGCAACCAAGGCUUAAAGGUCGUGAAUCUUAACGAUAAUACCUUUACUUCAAAAGCUGCAAUUGCAAUGUCAAAGAUUCUUCCAAGUCUUCCAGAUUUAGAAGUUAUCAACUUCGGCGAUUGUUUAGUGAAGUCAAAGGGUGCAAUAGCAAUUGCAGAGGCUUUAGAAAACAGUGUCCCUAAAUUAAAGGAACUUGUUUUGGCAUUUGGCGAGAUCAACAAAGAAGCAGCCAUGCGAGUUGUGGAAUCCAUGGAAAACAAACUUCACCUUGAGAAAUUAGAUCUAAAUGGGAACUGUCUUGGCGAAGACGGUAUUGAGGAAAUAAAAUGGAAGUUAAAUGAGCUUAAACACGAAAAUGUUCUUGCUUCCAUGAGCGAUGAUGAAGGUGAAGAGGAUGAAGAGGAUGAAGAGGAUGAAAGAGAAGAUGAAGAGGAUGAAGAGGAUGAUGAUGAAUCCGAAGAUGAUAGCGAUGAAGUUGAAAAAUCAGGAGAUGUCGAGGAAGGAACAUUGAGAAUGGUUAUCAGGCUUUCCGCAUUUGACGUCAUUAUGAGAGAGAGGUUUAUUGCUCGUGACAAUCAUCUCAAAACUGCUAAAGAAUUUUUGGGGCAUCCAUCGCUAGAAAAUUUUAAAAAAUUGCCGGAAUUUGACAGAAUCGAACUUAUAAAAGAAGCUUUGCAGACUAAAAUCGCUGAUACAAGUGUUAUUUGCAAGUUAUUUGUUCAGGCGUCAUGUGUUCUUCAUAAUUCAGAUGAUUUCAUCCCAUGCACAGAUGUCAUUCUCCAAGAAGCAUUUCUCAAAUCUGGUAAACCUGAAACUGUGAUUAACAGCUUACUGAUCCACAUGGGUCUGCUAAAGAGUGAAGAUAAGUUAGAGCCAGCAAGUAAUGAUAUAACAGGAGCGUUGCAAGCACUGAAUCAAGCUGCCAGACAGGAGUAUUUUCCUAAGGAUCUUGCUUUCUUCUUUACCGCUUUCUUAUCGAAACCAAACUGUACAGUAAAAUUUUCAGAAUCGGCAAGGACAAACCUGCUGCAAACUUUAGAGCAUUUGUAAAUCUCCAUAUAUGCAUUAGAACGAUGUAAUCUUACUUUAACUUAAAAAAAAGUGAACAUACUGAAGCAUGUCAUUUCGCUCUUUAAAACUGUGCAUCCUGUAUCGAAAUAUUUCUUACAAGCGCGUAAGAAGCCUAAAAUCUAAAAAAGUUUUGUUUUAACCGAUCAUCUCAUUGGCAAAUCACCAACUUCGAAGAACAACGAAGCACAGCUUAUAUCCAAAAGAGGAGAAGUAAAAACAAUUCUACUAAGUUGUAGGUGCAAGUUGCCCUGGUGGUCAUAAAAUCUAACUCAUAACUGCGAGACCAUGACCGUCACCGCUAUAUACCAUGAGAUAUGAUAGAAAGCCAACACCGAUUUGUUUUUUUUUAAUGUAUUCUCGCCUUAAAUACUCGACCAUUUAUUAUCUCAUUUCUAUACCACUGGUUACAAUGCAACUGUUUUGCAUUUUUAUUGACGUUAAACCUAAUUUCGUAGCUUAAAUUAAAAUUUCCUUAAAUUUUACUCGAGUCAUUUUUGAAUGUCGAAUAACAAACCAUUGACUAUCUAAUACCAUCCUAAAACUAUUAAUAUUUUCUUACGCAUGCAUGCAUGUUCGAGUGACGUUACCAGUGGGGAGUAUAUUAAGGGGGUGCUCUACUUUCAGGAUUAGUUACCAUAGACAAUGACACGAGACUAGCUGUAAUUUAUUUUAACAAUUUAUUACUUUUCAAUCCAACAAAUAUAUAAAUAUCAUAUGUG
Messenger RNA from Dendronephthya gigantea, 2657 nucleotides. Its product is annotated as ran GTPase-activating protein 1-like. Gene Ontology annotation, biological process: activation of GTPase activity; signal transduction; nucleocytoplasmic transport. Lineage: Eukaryota; Metazoa; Cnidaria; Anthozoa; Malacalcyonacea; Nephtheidae. The coding region runs from base 163 to 1917 and encodes 584 amino acids. The transcript is spliced from 17 exons. Gene Ontology annotation, molecular function: GTPase activator activity; small GTPase binding. The record is from RefSeq and is a predicted model, not a curated record. Gene Ontology annotation, cellular component: perinuclear region of cytoplasm; cytosol; nucleus.